UGUUGUGUUUGCGUUUGUUUAUAUAAUCACAUAAUGGAGUGGACAAGUGAAACUACGUUGAAGCUCAUUGAGCUGUACCACAAUAAUGAAAUCUUGUGGAAUCAGUCAUUGCCGGAGUAUAAAUUAAACAGUAAAAAGCUCGAUGUUUUUAAGGAAAUGACGAAAGUCUUGGGCUGCACUAUUGCAGAAAUCAAGCAGAAAAUCAAAAACCUGCGCAGCCAGUUCCACCGCGAGCAUAAGGCGGUGAAACUAGCCGCUGGACAGGGACGUUCUCCAAAAACCCAAUGGUGCUUCUAUGGAUCAUUACAAUUUCUUCUUUCGGCGGAUACUGCUGAUAGAAAAGGAAUGUUCACUGAUUCUUACAUCGAGGAUAAUUAUGAUAAAGCCACAAAAGAAGAAGCUAUUUUAACCUGCAAAACAGAAUUUGACACCUCCCUGAUAUCGACAAGCUCGCGUAAAAAACGAAAGCCUGCGGCUGCUUUUAUGGACGAUCCCGCCGAAGAAGCUUACGAUGUUUUGAACGAACCGGUGGAGAAAGACGAUCUAGCGAUAUACGCAGAGUAUGUGACGAAUGAGAUACGAAAGCUUCGCCCUAGAACGCAGCUAAAUGUGAAGCAUCAGAUCAACAACUUGCUGUACCAGGCAGCACUGCAAGAUCUUGAUGCUGCGGACGAGAUCAACGGAAUGAAUGCGAUGAGCCCAACCUACGAUCAAGUGAACAGUUGA
Messenger RNA from Sabethes cyaneus, 726 nucleotides. RefSeq lists its product as uncharacterized. The record is from RefSeq and is a predicted model, not a curated record. Bases 34 to 726 code for a protein of 230 amino acids. NCBI's taxonomy places the organism in Eukaryota, Metazoa, Arthropoda, Insecta, Diptera, Culicidae. The transcript is spliced from 2 exons.